Zea mays is the source of this 3040-nucleotide messenger RNA. RefSeq names its product Chaperone DnaJ-domain superfamily protein. The transcript has 9 exons. Bases 818 to 2455 code for a protein of 545 amino acids. The record is from RefSeq and is a predicted model, not a curated record. NCBI's taxonomy places the organism in Eukaryota, Viridiplantae, Streptophyta, Magnoliopsida, Poales, Poaceae.
CCAGUCGUCCCAAAUCCAUCAGCAGUUCACCACUGAGCAGUAGCACCCGUCUCCUCUCCUCUGCCCAGUGCCCAUGCUUCCCCCGUUCCAUUGAAAGUAGCAAUCAACACUGUCUCCUCUCAUCUCUCCACUCGCACUAUUCCCAAGCUACAGCCCUAAUCCUGUCUCUCCUCAUCUUUUCUCCCUCUGCCCUCUUUCGCAAGAUCUCUCCUUCGUAUUCUCUUUUCGCUUUUAACUCCACGGCAGUCCCUCUUCUGUCACGAGCCAAGCCGAGCGCAGCCAGCAAAAGAGAGCGACGCCGCCUGCACCAAAGCUCGGAUUCCCGUCUAUUUUACCCCCGCCCCCGCCGACUCACCGUCGCAAGAUCCAUCCGCAGGUGUCGGCGGCCCGCGGCCCGUGCGAAAGAUGGUGCCUUUCCUAGGCUCCCCAGUGUUCUGUCAUCGUUUCUUGGCCCCUAUCUAAAGCGGCGGUUUCCAGGGAGCUGCCGUCCCCGCCCAAUUCAGCUGAGGUGGCGGCAAGUGGGUUUAGGGCUCGAUUCAGUGUGUUGGGUCGUGUCUGACUCUGACCCGGUGGGGAGCGGUGGUUCUUGGCUAGUUCUUGAGCUGGUUGCGGCGCUUAUCCCUCUUCCUGGAGUUGUUGGAUUGGCUUGGGGGAAGCAGAUUCUUGCCACCGAGGGUCCAGCCUAGCGAGCUGCUGCUUCGGUUAUCGUAGAGGAGUUUUCCUUUUGUGUUCGGUUGGGGGGAGAGAGAUGGUGCUCUUGCGUUCUCUGGAUUGAGCAUUCCGAUUGGAUUUCGGCGUUUCGUGCGGCUUCCAGUCCAUGGAGGAUUUGGGGCUGUGGAACCAGGCGUGGAUGUGGGUGCUGUCCCAGAAGCACAUCCUGGCGUGGGCGCACACGGCGGCGUGCGGCAGCAGGGAGCGCCUCGCCUUCUUGGUCGAUCGCCACUGGCCGGCCGUGUCCCGGGGCUGCGCCACCUCCUCGCGCCUCACGCUCGCCGCACUGCGGCAAUGGCGUGGGUGUAUGGCGCGCGGGGUGCUGGCGGUGGCGAGCCUCGGCCCUGCCGCCGUCUUCGUCAUCCUCUGGAGCUUCUUCGUGUGCAUGACCUCGCCGGCGUGCGCCCUCUACGCGCUUCUUAGCCUGGGUGCUGCUGCUGCAGUUGUUCACUAUAUGGGCUAUACACCUGGCCUUCUCAUUGUUGGGCUGUUUGGCAUAUUGAUUAUGUGGAUGUAUGGCUACUUCUGGAUUACAGGAAUGCUUCUAGUUGCUGGAGGUUGUAUGUGCUCUUUGAAACAUGCUCGAUAUGUGACACCUGUUUUGACGUCAUAUGCUAUUUAUUGUGUGGCUGUUCGUGUUGGGUGGCUCGGAGUCUUCUUGACAUUCAACCUUUCUUUCUUGACAAAUGAUCUUCUUAAUAAGUUGGCGCAAGGAUACGAAGGAAGCACUGAAGAAAGCCAGUUUGAAGACAUGAAGGAUUCUGAUCCAGUUAUGGAUGAGUUCUAUCGUAGUUGUGAAUUCCCAUCGGUUCCUGACAGUGAACCUGAGACCGUGUCUUCUGCGAAACCAUACUGCUCAGCGCCCAUCCAAGAUGUGUUACAUGUACAAAAAGAAGAACCUCCUAGUAAAAUAGUGAAAUCUGAUUCUAGUUCAUCGGAUGAGAUUAAGAGGAUAAUGGAUGGUUCAAACCAUUAUGAAGUUUUGGGUGUGCCUCGUAAUAGAAGCAUUGACCAAAAGGCCCUGAAAAAAGAAUAUCACAGAAUGGUCCUGCUUGUACAUCCUGAUAAAAAUAUGGGAAAUCCAUUGGCUUGUGAAUCUUUCAAAAAGCUUCAGUCAGCUUAUGAGGUCCUCUCUGAUUUCACAAAGAAAAACAGCUAUGAUCAGCAACUGAGGAAAGAAGAAUCACAGAAAAUGACCCCAAGAUCACGUGCUGUCUCGCAACAGAGUGGUGUAGAGUUUCUCUCAGAAGAGUCCAGACGCAUACAGUGCACUAAGUGUGGUAAUUUCCAUAUAUGGAUAUGCACGAAGAGAAGCAAAACAAAAGCAAGAUUCUGUCAGGGCUGCGAUCAGUUUCAUCAAGCCAAGGAUGGAGAUGGAUGGGUUGAAACCAGAUUUUCAUCCUCCAUCAAGAUGGAAAUACCACGAGCCUUUGUUUGUGCCGAGAGCAAAAUAUUUGAUGUGUCUGAGUGGGCUACCUGCCAGGGAAUGGAGUGUAAGCCUAACACUCACGGUCCAACUUUUAUGGUAAACAUGGUCGGCGCAGAUAGGAUGCCUCAGAGAUCCUACAGUUCCCGGUAUCCCUUCAGCUUGGACGCAGAGAUGAUCCCCGACGAUGAAUUCGAGAUGUGGCUUCAGCAGGCACUGGCGUCAGGCGUCUUCGCUGACAGCCCGAAGCGCAGGAAAAGCUGGAGCCCGUUCAAACUGCCUCAAAAGGGAAUUAAAAGUUGGCGAAGGUCGUCAUGAGGGUGUGGCAUUAUGCAGCAGCUGGGGUCUAGGCGGCUACAGGAUUGGAAAGAAGGUGAUAAUACAAGGCUUCAAGGGUGUAAAUAGACUGACCAACAAUUUGCCUGGAUGGAUAACUAAUUUUUGUUCCGAAGGAGAAAGAAGGUGAAAAAGAAACACUCUGAACGAACAGGUAUAACCCCAUGAGUUGAACUUGGUUCCCUCUGCAGCAUCCCACGAGUUUAGCUGUGAACCAGUGUGCUGUUCGUCCUAUGAUCAAAAUACCGGUGGAUCUUUGGUGUAUUAGUUUCAGUAGUUUAGGAAUCUGACCUCGAAGAUUUGCCGAAACAUCGUUCCUAAGACGGUUGAGAUAUGAAGGGAUGAAAAGUAGUAUUUCUAGCAUUGUCAUUCUGUAGGAGGGAAGGGAAGAAGGUUGAAAGUGAUACUGGAGACUGGCUGUAAAUACACCAGAAGUUCCCAUCUGUGGAAUUACUGCUUGUAACAUUGUAUACACUAACCCGGUCAAAAACUUCCAUAAUCCAGGUCUGUGCUGUGAUAUGUGGCAGCAUGACGUUCUGGUGAUAAUAGAGAUCCAAUUCUCUACUA